This is a messenger RNA of Solanum dulcamara, 3483 nucleotides long. Its product is annotated as alanine--tRNA ligase. Lineage: Eukaryota; Viridiplantae; Streptophyta; Magnoliopsida; Solanales; Solanaceae. Gene Ontology annotation, biological process: tRNA modification; alanyl-tRNA aminoacylation. Gene Ontology annotation, molecular function: nucleic acid binding; amino acid binding; aminoacyl-tRNA deacylase activity. The coding region runs from base 28 to 3042 and encodes 1004 amino acids. The record is from RefSeq and is a predicted model, not a curated record. Gene Ontology annotation, cellular component: chloroplast; mitochondrion; cytoplasm. The transcript is spliced from 23 exons.
UUAUCACUUUUAUAUUUGGAAGUAUGGAUGAGGGUUUCUAUUGACGGCUCGAUUUGGCGUUGUAUUGCCGCUUUACCCUACUCUAGAGCUGCUGCUGCACUUCAAUUUCCAUCAUUCCCUUCUUCCACCGCGCCGGCUAGGAGACGGCUGUCACGUAGCUUUUCUGUUUCAACGCCGAUGGGUUCUCAGCCGGAAGCAUUGGAUUGGCCGGCCAAACAGAUACGGGAGACUUUCAUCAGCUUCUUCGAAGGGAAAGAUCACAAAGAAGUUCAAUCCAGUCCUGUAGUUCCUCAUAAUGACCCUACUCUCCUAUUCGUCAAUGCUGGUAUGAAUCAGUUUAAGCCUAUUUUCUUGGGUAUUGUAGACCCUAAUAGUCCAUUGAGCAAACUUAAGCGUGCCUGCGAUACACAGAAGUGUAUUCGUGCUGGUGGCAAACACAAUGAUCUUGAUGAUGUUGGUAAGGACACUUACCACCACACGUUCUUUGAGAUGCUUGGUAAUUGGUCAUUUGGGGAUUAUUUCAAGAAAGAGGCAAUUGGAUGGGCAUGGGAACUCCUUACCCAGGUAUAUAGACUGCCAAGUGAACGGAUUUACGCCACUUAUUUCGGGGGUGAUGAAAAAUCUGGCCUUCCAGCGGAUAAUGAAGCUAGAGACCUAUGGCUUAAGUUCCUUCCCCCUAGCAGGGUGCUUCCUUUCGACUGCAAAGACAACUUUUGGGAGAUGGGUGAUACCGGACCUUGUGGACCCUCCACCGAAAUACACUUUGAUAGAAUUGGGAAUCGUGAUGCUGCAUCAUUUGUUAAUAAUGAUGAUCCCACUGUGAUUGAGAUAUGGAACCUUGUCUUUAUUCAGUUUAAUAGGGAAGCUGAUGGUUCUUUGAAACCCCUUCCUGCUAAGCAUGUUGAUACUGGACUGGGUUUUGAAAGACUAACCUCUAUCCUCCAGAACAAGAUGAGCAAUUAUGAUACUGACCUGUUCUUACCCAUAUUUGAUGCUAUACAAAAGGCAACUGGAGCUCGUCCAUACUCUGGCAAAGUUGGAGCUGAUGAUGUGGACAAAAUUGAUAUAGCCUAUAGAGUUGUUGCUGACCACAUUCGAACUCUGUCUUUUGCCAUUGCUGAUGGUUCUUGCCCAGGGAAUGAAGGCCGUGAAUAUGUCCUCAGACGCAUUCUUCGUCGAGCAGUGCGCUAUGGUACAGAGGUUCUGAAAGCACAACAAGGGUUUUUCAGUAGCCUUGUGAAGGUGGUGGUAGAAGUUAUGGGCGAUGUCUUCCCAGAGCUGAAGCAACGUGAGAUACGUAUAAGAGAUAUCAUUGCUGAUGAAGAAACUAGCUUUGGAAGGACAUUGCUUCAUGGAAUUGAGAAAUUUAAGAAGGCUUCUCAAGAGGUUCAAGGGAAGCAAUUUAGUGGUCAGGAGGCAUUUGUCUUGUGGGACACUUACGGAUUUCCAUUAGAUUUGACCCAGUUAAUGGCAGAGGAACGAGGUUUGGUGGUUGAUGUUGAUGGUUUUAAUGUUGCUAUGGAUGCUGCCAGGGAAAGAUCAAGAAAUGCUCAGAGCAAGAAUGCUGGUGAUGCUAUUGCCAUGGAUGCUGAUGCUACUGCUGCAUUGCACAAGAAAGGCGUCGCUGCAACAAAUGAUAUUUUCAAGUUCACUUGGUUUCAGGAUCACGAGAGUGAGAUAAAAGCUAUCUACACUGGAAGUGAGUUCUUGGAAACUGCAGCAGCUGGGGAUGAAGUUGGUAUUAUUCUUGAGAGCACUAGUUUCUAUGCUGAACAAGGUGGUCAGAUAUACGACACUGGUUCACUGGAAAGCCCCAGUGGCUCUUUUCAAGUUUGUAAUGUUCAAAUUUAUGGAGGAUUCAUUCUUCAUAUUGGAUCUUUCAGUGGACAGGCACACAAGUUCUCUGUUGGUGAUAAAGUAAUUUGUAAGGUUGACUAUAACAGGCGUACAUUGAUUGCUCCCAAUCAUACAUGCACUCAUAUGUUGAAUUUUGCCUUAAAGGAAGUACUAGGCGACCAUGUUGACCAGAAAGGUUCCAUUGUUCUUCCUGAAAAAUUGAGAUUUGACUUCUCUCACGGGAAGCCGGUAAAGCCAGAGGAGCUAAGAAAAAUUGAAUCCAUUGUCAAUGAGCAAAUUAAGUCUGAAUUGGAUGUAUACUCAAAGGAGGCAAAGCUGUCUGAUGCUAAGAGUAUAAAAGGUCUUCGAGCUGUCUUUGGCGAAGUGUAUCCCGACCCUGUGCGGAUUGUGUCAAUUGGUCAGAAGGUGGAGGACCUUCUUGCUAAUCCAGAAAAUGAAGAAUGGUCAUCGUACUCUGCUGAGCUCUGUGGUGGAACACACAUUUCUAAUACAAGAGAGGCUAAGGCAUUUGCUCUGAUGUCUGAGGAGGGAAUUGCCAAGGGAAUCCGAAGGGUCACUGCUGUCACAACAUAUCGUGCUUUUGAGGCCACAGAUUUGGCAUCCUCACUCGAACAGAAAGUAAAUGAAGCAUUCCAGACAGAUGAUAGCUUUCUAGAAGAGAAAGUAACUUCUUUGAAUGCUACCGUGGAGAGGGCACAAAUUCCCACUGUUAUGAAAACUGAUCUCAAGGCCAAACUCUCUGUUCUCCAGAAUCAAGUUAUAAAGGCCAAAAAGAAGAUAGCUGCAGAGAAUAUACAAAAAGCCGUUAAAGCUGCCUCAGAAAUGGCUGAAGCUGCAGCUUCUGGUGGAAAAGCAUACUGCAUCUUGCAGAUUGGCGUGGGUUUGGACACUGCUGCAGUCCGUGAAGCAGUUGUCAAAGUCAUGGAGCAGAAGGGUAUGGCAGUUCUGGUAUUUAGCAAAGAUGAAGCUGCAAACAAAGUGUUGGUCUGUGCUGGUGUCCCUGAGAAAGGUGACAAGUGCCAGCAGUUGAAUGUUAAAGAAUGGUUGAAUGCAGCUUUGAAGCCCUUGGGAGGUAAGGGUGGAGGAGGAAAAGGUGGUCUCGCCCAAGGCCAGGCAACUGAUAUAUCAAAAGUUGACGAGGCAAUGGAUAUUGCAGCAUCAUUUGCUGCUAUGAAAUUAAAUUGAUGAGUAAGGCCAGUAUGUUAUUGCAUAGUUCAAUGGCCGAAGCUGAUGCAACUAUUCUGAGCAAUAUUGAUUGAUCAAGAUUUCAAUGGAUCGUGGAGGCUUUCUUAGAGCUAACUUCCAUUAUAUACAACUGGGGGUCAUUUAUGUUGCUUUCUGUGAGCUAACUUUUUACAUGCAGAAAGUAAAGGAAAAUUGGAGAAGAUUUAUAUUUGAUGUUACCUGCAUACUGCAUACUUGUUAUACACGAGAACGAUGAAAGUAGAAAUAUUUUUCAGUGUUGUGAUGUUGUGUCUGUUAGCUUGUGUUUUCUGAUUACUACUAAUAUUUCGUUAAAUUAGUAUGGAUUGGAUCAAUCACGCUUCGUGGUUGUAAAAGGGAAAAGGACGUGCUACGAACUGAACGGCUAAUGUCUGAAUAAAGCUUGAAGUUUUUGAAUUUGAA